This is a messenger RNA of Triticum dicoccoides, 923 nucleotides long. RefSeq lists its product as uncharacterized. The transcript has a single exon. Bases 40 to 627 code for a protein of 195 amino acids. The record is from RefSeq and is a predicted model, not a curated record. NCBI's taxonomy places the organism in Eukaryota, Viridiplantae, Streptophyta, Magnoliopsida, Poales, Poaceae.
UUGUCCUCGCGCGGCUGUGCCGUCCGUUAUAUAGACGCCAUGGCUGUCACCACCAGGCGGCCAUUGGCACUGCUCAUCUCUCGCUCUCUCUCUCUUUCCCCACCUCUGCUCACGCACCCAAAGCACAGCCACAAGUUCACGAGCCGGCGCACGGCAAGCAGCAGAGAGACGAGAGUAAUGGGCAACGCUCUGCCGUGCUUGGUCGACCAGGGCGUGAAGGCUCUGCCGGCGGCGGCGAAGCCCAGGCGGAGGAUGUACUCGCUCCAGCUUCUCAUGAAGGUCCUCCACACGAUGAAGAAGACGACGCGCGGCAGCAAGAUUGGCGGCAAGUCCUCGCCGGAAUCCGAAGUAGGUGGGGCGGGCGUGAAGAGCAUCAAGGCCUCCCCGAGACGAGCGGCGGCAGGUCGUGGUGGCGGUGGCCAGAGGAAGGGCGUCGUGCGGGUGAAGGUGCUCCUGAGCAAGGAGGAGGCGGCGCGGCUGCUGUCGCUGACCGUCGGGGGCCAGAAGACGGCGGCGCAGAUCGUGGCCGAGAUCAAGAGGAUGGAGGCGCGCCGCGCCGCCGCCAAUGCCGCCGCGGCGGCCGGGUGGCGGCCCGCGCUGGCGAGCAUCCCGGAGGAGUCGUCGUAGGUGCACCGUGCACGUACGUGUGUUAUCAUGUAGCGUCGUGUCCUUGAGAAAGCGGGAAGAACAGCGAGAACGGAGGGAGAUUUGGGCUGAGAGGCGAGCAGGCGACGCCGGAAGCUCCCCCUCCCAUGCAUCAUCCGUAUGCUGAUGCUGAUGUUGAUGCUGGUGUGUGUAUAUAGCAGCUUCCCUAUUUUGAAGCUUCUCUUCUGCUCCCCCAUGCUGUUCAUCCCGAUCGCUUCUUGUACUGCUCCCUCGAUCACCAUCCCAAAGAAAUGGAAUGAAAUUUCGUUUUCUUCGUA